CACUCCAAGACCUCUGCUUGAGCUUACCCUGACGACACGUGAGGGCUCUAUCAACGAGAUUGGCCACCGAAUGCAGAGCCUCUCGACAUCUUAGGCCCUGCACAAGCUUCUUCAAAACUUUGAAAUUCCUUCUCCCUUCCCAAGCUUCACACACUUUCAGUGCUGAGGACGGAGGUUUCUGCACGAAAACUUAACGAUAAACUGGAAAGGCCAUAAAUCUUGAUCAUGCCCUGGCCAACAAUUCCUUGAGGAGGACCUGCCACGAUAUUAAAUUAGGAGGUUUUUAGCUUAUGAUUUGAUACUUUGCCAUUUAUUCUCCGCGGCGCACGGGUUAAUGACGCUGUUGGUCCAAGUGCUUAGAAAUAUCACACGGGGGGAUCAACUGCUGCCGGGCCGCCAAAUGGUAAACCCUCGGCUCCAUCUCACGAUACCGAUAAGUUAGCCGAAAUAUUCAACAACGGUCGAGCCAUCAUUUAUGGCCUGACGCGGGAGUUGAGGAUCAUAAAACAUCACUCGAGUUGUCUGUUGUCAAAGACUUGUCUUCCCUAAGGCACUGCACACUCACGGGCGACAUCCCCACAAUCGGGGAAUCACGAUACUCGACCAAUGGGCCCACACAGGCCAUCACUUAUGACACCCUCCUGCCCCGGAACCCUCAAAAAUCAUCCAAACUAGCAUCAGUUCGCUUUCAGAAGCCGCAGAACCUGGCAUGAGAAAUCAGAAGAGCGAGAAUAGUUGGGAACCGCUCGAUGGAAUCGAACAUGCGAUGGAUAUGGUGAACAAAUGGUGGAAUACCAACAUACCAAAUAACUCCCUACCUCCAACUAUCAAUCACAUCACGAUGUGCUGGACGGGCCUGGCUUAUCCCUUACCCCGGCGAAUCAUCGGUACCGGUGCCUACAACCUUGCACAUUCGCGGACAAACCCCCUACGAGCACACUCUACCUUCCGGAUGGAAAAGUAACUAGAUACCGGUGCCUUAUCGACUACUAACCUACUAACCAACUAUUGAUUGGACCUUACCGUGAGCAAACGGCGUACUCGCACAAUCGCGGAAAACCUAAAUACAUGGCCCUACUGACCGGCCUGCGGGCUAGGGUUGCUAAGAUUCGACCAACUGGCGCUAGUAGUGACCGUGUGCUCGCACGGGGUGUAUUUUCGGUAUUCCAUGAUUGUGCAGAUUCAUCGUCUGGCAGAUUUACAUGCCGUGAUGAAAGUUUAUCCAUACGAGUAUCAUUACAAUCCCGUUCUACAGUAAUUAUUCUAUUUUUUUUUUCUUUUUCACUUCCGACAGAGGUCCGGAUGGUAGGGUAUGGUUUGAUGUUUGUGAAGGGGGUGACGCAUCAUACGUCGGGACCGGAAAAGCGAAGAGGUGUGGAAUCGUCAGGAGGUAAUUUUCGGGUGGGAUAUCAUGAAGUCGAUACCCGUGCUGGGGGCUCAUGGAAUACCGGUAGGGGUUUAUCUCGAGCCUGGUUGUCACGUUUGGUGCUGCAGGUUUCAGUGGUAUGAUACCAAUGUCGAUAAUAAUAGAACCUUGAAGCAACAUCUAUGAAAAAGAUCUCAUGGACUAGCGACUAAGGUGGGGGGAGCCAGAUAGCGCAGCAGUAGUUGGAACUUGGGCGCUGUGUAGGAAAGGUAGGGGGGGUACUGUACGAUACAGUACUCGUAUGAUAUGGUCAAAAACUUAGUCCUCCUCUUCCCCCACACUUCCACAUCGCCUAAACUAAACCAGCUGUAGAGGCCGACGUAGAUGUAUAAAUAAAAUAUAAUCAAAGCAU
Molecule: messenger RNA, 1778 nt
Organism: Tuber melanosporum (Perigord truffle)
Lineage: Eukaryota; Fungi; Ascomycota; Pezizomycetes; Pezizales; Tuberaceae
Exons: 1
Coding region: 1069-1509 (146 amino acids)
Source: RefSeq, a predicted model, not a curated record